AUGGAAGAAGCCGCAAGAAGACGAAAAAAGGAUAUAGUCAGUCUCACCGAAGGGGAAGAUAUAAUUACCGAGUUAAAGAAUUUUGGGCGACCUUUUCGCCCCCUUUCGUUGGCUGGCACUUACUUCCCGAAUCAAGCUCCAAUGCCGUCACUUAUUGCCUUUGAUCAAUGUUCCAUGGCAAUAGUAUGGGAAAUUGUAGAAGAUUCUUCGCACUUUCUAAGUCUACCGACAAUUUGCAGUUCUUCAGAGAGGCCACUCGAUGAUCUCGUUAUAUUAUUGCGGUCUGCUUCGAUUUAUCAAGCAAAACUAGAACCAGAUCCACAUCAAUUGAUCGCACAAUCACUCAUAUGUCUUCGUGAAGCACUCGAGCUCAAGCGUGUCAAGACAUUAGGCGCUUUGCACGAAUUUUCCCACCGAGAAUGUCGCAUAUUUGAAGAUAUAGAUCUAACUGAUCUUGUCAUAGAUAAGGUUUUAGGGUUCAAUUUCUAUUGUUACCAAUGA
Molecule: messenger RNA, 501 nt
Organism: Botrytis byssoidea
Lineage: Eukaryota; Fungi; Ascomycota; Leotiomycetes; Helotiales; Sclerotiniaceae
Exons: 3
Coding region: 1-501 (166 amino acids)
Source: RefSeq, a predicted model, not a curated record